UUACUUACUCCAACUCAUCUUGCAAUAGUCAUGGAAUAUGCUGCUGGGGGAGAACUAUUUGAAAGAAUCUGUAGUGCUGGUAGAUUCAGCGAGGACGAGGCAAGAUAUUUCUUUCAGCAAUUGAUUUCUGGAGUCAGCUAUUGCCAUUCAAUGGAAAUUUGCCAUAGAGAUCUUAAGCUGGAAAACACACUUUUAGAUGGAAGCUCAGCACCACGACUCAAAAUCUGCGACUUUGGUUACUCAAAGUCAUCUGUUCUGCACUCUCAGCCAAAAUCUACUGUAGGAACCCCAGCCUAUAUUGCACCGGAGGUCUUGUCAAGAAGAGAAUAUGAUGGGAAGGUUGCAGAUGUUUGGUCUUGUGGGGUGACCUUAUAUGUGAUGCUGGUUGGUGCAUAUCCUUUUGAAGACCCAGAAGACCCAAGAAACUUCAGAAAAACACUUCAGCGAAUUCUUAGCGUCCACUAUUCUAUUCCAGACUAUGUUCGUAUCACUAAAGAGUGUAGGCACCUUUUAUCUCGAAUAUUUGUGGCCAACCCGGAGAAGAGAAUUACCAUACCAGAGAUUAAAAUGCACCCAUGGUUCCUAAAGAACUUGCCAUUAGAAUUUAUGGACGAGGGUGAAGGGGUGUUGCAAAAUGAUGAGAAUGAUUCAUCUCAGAGGAUUGAAGAAAUUCUGUCCAUAAUUCAAGAGGCUCGGAAACAAGGUGAGGGCCCAAGAGUUGGUGAGCAAUUUGUUGGGGGUAGCAUGGACCUUGAUGAUAUCGAUGCAGAUGCUGACAUCGAUGAUAUUGAGACAAGCGGUGAUUUUGUCUGUGCAUUGUGAGUGAUGCUUGCAACCUUGCACUUUGCCCACCAGUUCUCCCCCAAAAGCAGUUUAAGAUAAAGAUGUUCCUUUUCCACCCUUAACGAGAUAGGGAAUCAAACAAAAGCCCUCUACCAUGGUUUUUCAUUUUCCUUUUAUUGGAAGUUGCUUGUCUUGAUCUCUACCCAAGUGGGAAUAAGGGAAUGUUACUGAUUUCUUGCUUUAAUGCUUUCUCACUUGCCCAAAAAAUCAGCAUUGUAAGAUAUGUUCUUCUAAUAUAAUA
Messenger RNA from Abrus precatorius (Indian licorice), 1084 nucleotides. RefSeq names its product serine/threonine-protein kinase SAPK2-like. NCBI's taxonomy places the organism in Eukaryota, Viridiplantae, Streptophyta, Magnoliopsida, Fabales, Fabaceae. Gene Ontology annotation, biological process: protein phosphorylation; intracellular signal transduction. The record is from RefSeq and is a predicted model, not a curated record. The coding region runs from base 31 to 822 and encodes 263 amino acids. Gene Ontology annotation, molecular function: ATP binding; protein serine/threonine kinase activity. The transcript has 7 exons.